Molecule: messenger RNA, 996 nt
Organism: Giardia duodenalis
Lineage: Eukaryota; Fornicata; Diplomonadida; Hexamitidae
Product: Ornithine cyclodeaminase
Exons: 1
Coding region: 1-996 (331 amino acids)
Cellular component (GO): cytoplasm
Source: RefSeq, a predicted model, not a curated record
AUGGCCAGCUCUAUGCGCGUCAUCUCGAAGGACGAGGCAUUCAGACUCUAUCCGAUGAAGGAUGCCGUCGAAGCCACAGAGGCGGCUUUUGUAGCAUACUCGCGGGGCGGGUGCGAGACACCUCUACGUACAUGCCUCCAGGUUGGAGAUCAUGGUUCAACGCUCUUCAUGCCUGCUUCUACGGGCGAGUCUGUGGGUGUGAAAAUCGUGUCUGUUCGAGGGGGAAAUCGAGCACGCGGCUUGCCGACGGUUCCUGCUCUUUAUUGCGAUGUGGACGCAUCGACAGGGGCUGUUUCUGGCCUGCUCGACGGAGUUGCGCUGACUUACCUGCGCACUGGCGCUGCCUCCGGAGUUGCCGCCAAGCAUCUUGCUCGAGCAAACGCCAAGACUGUUCUGAUUAUCGGUUGUGGAAUGCAAGGCCGUGCCGCACUGGAGGCAAUCAAGGCUGCCCGCCCCAGUAUUGAGAAGGCCAUCUUUGUCGAUAAUACUAAAGAGGCACGCGAUGCCAUUGCUUCCUGGGCCUCUCAGAGGCUGGGUCUCGCCACCGUCGAUGGAGGGUCUGGGUUCGAGGCGGGGACUGCCGCAGCAGCCAGGGCAGACAUCAUCGUCACUACGACUGCUUCCAGCGUCCCCGUCUUCGAUGGCAAGGCAGUGCCUAAGGGGGCCCUGGUUUCCUGUGUAGGCGCAUAUCUUCCUAAUUGUCGCGAGGUGGAUUCGCAUCUAAUCGCGCACGCCUCCGUCUACGUAGACACUAGGAGCGGGGCACUCAGCGAAGCUGGAGACCUCUUAAUACCCAUCGAAGAGGGUGUCUUUAGUGCAGACAGAGUCAUCGGAGAGAUAGGCGAGGUCGCUGCAGGCCGCUGCCGUGGCCGCCAGAGCGAGGACGAGGUGAUCGUUUUCAAGACCGUAGGUUCUGCUGUUCAGGACGUCGUAGUAGGCCACGAGAUCUGCCUGAGAGCCUCUCAGGCCGGAGUGGGAACUGUCAUUUCUAUGUGA